This is a messenger RNA of Neoarius graeffei (lesser salmon catfish), 1363 nucleotides long. RefSeq names its product protein arginine methyltransferase 8b (gene prmt8b). The transcript has 10 exons. Lineage: Eukaryota; Metazoa; Chordata; Actinopteri; Siluriformes; Ariidae. Gene Ontology annotation, biological process: peptidyl-arginine methylation. Gene Ontology annotation, molecular function: protein-arginine N-methyltransferase activity. The record is from RefSeq and is a predicted model, not a curated record. Gene Ontology annotation, cellular component: plasma membrane. Bases 1 to 1227 code for a protein of 408 amino acids.
AUGGGACUGAGGCACUCAUCACGGUGCCUGCUCCUGCGCAGAAAGAUGGCGGAGGCUGAGAGCUCGGAGCAGAAGCACCAGCAGCGGCAGCAGAGCGCUGGCAAUCCUCCAUCAUCACAGCCUCCCCCUGUGCCCAAGCCCAUGGCCUCAGUUCAUCACGUCCCUCGUCCCCCUCACACCCCACAUGUCUCAGCGUUGUCCACCUGCCCUGGACGUGGAAAAAUGGCCAAACUUCUCAAUCCAGAGGAAAUGACCUCACGAGACUACUAUUUCGACUCGUACGCCCACUUUGGCAUUCAUGAGGAGAUGUUAAAGGAUGAGGUGAGAACACUGACCUACAGGAACUCCAUGUACCACAACAAACACAUUUUUAAGGACAAGAUUGUUCUAGACGUGGGCAGCGGGACAGGAAUCCUCUCCAUGUUUGCUGCUAAAGCAGGAGCCAAACACGUCUAUGGGAUUGAAUGCUCAAGUAUAUCAGAGUACUCAGAGAAAAUCAUCAAAUCUAACCACCUGGAUAAUGUUAUUACCAUCUUUAAAGGGAAAGUAGAGGAGACAGAACUGCCUGUGGACCAGGUGGACAUUAUUGUCUCUGAAUGGAUGGGAUACUGCCUUUUUUACGAGUCCAUGCUGAAGACGGUCAUUUACGCCAGAGACAAAUGGCUGAAGCCUGGAGGGUUCAUGUUCCCAGAUAGAGCAACGCUACAUGUAGUGGCCAUAGAGGACAGACAGUACAAAGACUUUAAAAUCCACUGGUGGGAGAAUGUUUAUGGUUUUGACAUGACCUGCAUUCGCAACGUUGCCAUGAUGGAACCACUGGUUGAUAUUGUGGACCCGAAACAAGUGGUGACCAAUUCCUGCCUUAUUAAGGAGGUGGACAUCUACACAGUAAAGUUGGAGGAUCUGACCUUCACCUCAGCCUUUUGCUUGCAGAUCCAGAGAAAUGACUAUAUCCACGCUCUUGUCACCUAUUUCAACAUCGAGUUCACCAAAUGUCACAAGAAGACUGGCUUCUCCACAGCCCCUGAUGCUCCGAGUACUCACUGGAAGCAGACAGUGUUUUACCUAGAGGAUUACCUGACAGUGAGGAGAGGGGAGGAGAUCCUGGGUAGCAUCGCUGUCAAGCCCAAUGAAAACAAUGAGCGUGACUUGGACUUCACCUUUGAGCUGGAUUUCAAGGGGCAGCUUUGUGAUGCUGCGAUAUCUCACGACUACAAGAUGCGGUAGGAUUCCACCAGAGGGAGACUUUCCCUAACAGCUCGACCACCCAGAGAACAACAGAGGAGGCUGUUACAUGCUCUAAGCAAACAGAGGGAGAAACCAACAGCAGAAUAUGAGCCCAGUGUGAAUCAAGUAAAGCAAG